UGCUAAGAUACUUUAAAGCUUUCUAACAAAUGGAAAACUUGAUUAAUUUUGUCAAGUGAUGCUCAAGGUCUUGGUCAUUAUUUUGUGAAAUCUAAACUUUGGUGAGGUUUCGUAGGCAGUGAAUUUUAAAUUUAAACGAACGUAACCCCAAGAGGUAGAUUGUUUGAGGAGAAACCUGCUGCACUAAAUGAUUCUGAAAAGAGCCUACAGUGGCCAUGUCACCGGCAUAUAUCGUCGAAAUGCACACAUCCGUUCAUUUUCGUCCCAAGUUGAGGGUGGUAAUAUUACCGUAGCUGCCAAUGAGCUUAAAAAUGAUUACGAUAAAGCACUUCCUUACUCUAAAAUCCCCGGUCCGUCAGCAUUUACGUUUCUUAGAAAUGUUCUGCCCGGUGGAAAAUAUUUCGGGCAGGAACUAGCCGACAUUACUAAAGGGUAUAGAAAAGAAUAUGGCGACCUCUUCAAAUUUCCUUCCAUUUUUGGUGGCCUAGAAUUUGUUACGACACUCCGUCCGGAAGACUUUCAAACAUUGUUUCGAACUGAAGGUCAGUGGCCCAACCGCACUGAAUUGGAACUGGUAUCCUACUACAGAAUGAAAGUACGUCCUGAUAUUUUUGGUAAAUAUGCUGGAUUGGGAAAUGCCCAAGGUAAAGAGUGGGCAGAUUUUCGAUCAGCUAUUAAUCCUGUAAUGGCACAACCUAAAAAUACGAAAAUGUACAUUCCCAAAGUGGAUGUAGUUGCCGCGGAUUUUGUAAAGAGAAUACAUCAGAUCCGUGAUCCCAAAACAAAAGAAGUGCCUGACAACUUCGAAUUUGAACUCAAAAAGUGGACGCUGGAAGCAGUGGUGCUAAUCGCAACAGAUACACGUCUUGGGUUACUGUCAAAUGACUAUGAUAAAAGAAGUGCUGAGUUUUUCCAGGCGACAAAAGAAGUUUUUCGUCUCCUAGCAGAGUUGGAAUUUAAGCCAUCAUUCUGGCGGUGGUUUAGCACGUCUAACUUCAAAAAAUUGAUGAAUGCUUUUGACACCAUCACGAAUGUCAGUUGUGAAGUUAUUGAAGAAGCUAGAGUAAGGCUCAAUAGUAAAGCAAAAGAUUCAACGAGUGAGGACCAAAGUGUACUCGAGAAACUGCUUCAAAUUGAUCCACUCCUGGCAAAAGUUAUGGCCAUCGAUCUGAUUUUUGGAGGAGUAGAUACAACAUAUUCAGCGGUCACCAGCCUUCUAUACUUACUCGCCAAAAAUCGGGACAAACAGGAGAUUCUUCGCCAAGAAAUUAUGACAAUAUUACCCAAUAAAGAUUCUCUAUUAACUGCUGAUAACAUGAAGCACUUGCCUUAUUUACGAGCAUGUAUUAAGGAAAGUCUAAGAAUUCUACCCACUAUCGCUGGAAAUGUUCGAGGAGCUGGCCAGAAUAUAGUUCUACAAGGAUACCAAAUUCCUAAAGGAACGGCGGUGUUGAUGGCAUCCGAUAUUUUACAAAAAGAAGAUAAACAUUUUCCGAAUGCCGACAAAUUUAAUCCGGAACGAUGGCUGAAAAAAGAUGGUGCCCCAGCUCCUGCUAAGUUAGCACAUCCAUUUAUUUUCCUACCAUUCGGAUUUGGUCCUCGAAUGUGUGCUGGAAAGCGUUUCGCGGAGAUGGAAAUAGAAACACUCACAGCGCGAAUAAUCCGGAAUUUUCAAGUUGAAUGGAAUCAUCCAGAUUUAAAGUUCACUUUUACUUCCGUUAAUGUACCAAUAAGUAAAUUAUUGUUCACCUUCAAGGAUAUAAAUAAUUGAUGAAUUUUAUUUAUUUAAAACUUUAUCAAACUUCAA
Messenger RNA from Hermetia illucens (black soldier fly), 1807 nucleotides. Its product is annotated as cytochrome P450 CYP12A2-like. The record is from RefSeq and is a predicted model, not a curated record. Gene Ontology annotation, molecular function: iron ion binding; monooxygenase activity; heme binding. The coding region runs from base 188 to 1771 and encodes 527 amino acids. The transcript is spliced from 7 exons. NCBI's taxonomy places the organism in Eukaryota, Metazoa, Arthropoda, Insecta, Diptera, Stratiomyidae.